AUGGUUGAGACCCAAUGGUCCACUGUAUCCAGCAUAUACUGCAAGGACAUGCCCCCGAAUGUAUAUCGUCCUCACAGUGUCACAAUAACUGAAUUUGGUGCCGUCGGGGAUGGUGCGACCCUCAAUACAAAGGCAUUCCAGAAUGCAAUCUUCUAUCUCAAUUCAUUUGCGGACAAGGGUGGCGCACAGCUUUUCGUGCCUGCAGGAAGGUGGCUGACAGGGAGUUUUAAUCUUAUCAGCCAUCUCACUUUAUCACUGGACAAGGAUGCGGUGAUAAUUGGAUCUCCGGAUUCAUCUCAUUGGCCAGUUAUUGAUCCUCUUCCAUCCUAUGGGCGAGGUAGAGAGCUUCCUGGAAAAAGGCAUCAGAGUCUGAUUUUUGGAUUAAAUCUGACGGAUGUUAUUAUAACUGGUGCUAAUGGUUCCAUUGAUGGUCAAGGAGCUAUUUGGUGGGGCCGGUUCCACAACCACACAUUGAAUUAUACUAGACCACAUCUUGUUGAGUUGAUGUAUUCUACCAAUGUUGUCAUAUCUAAUCUAACCUUCAAGAACUCGCCGUUUUGGAAUAUCCACCCUGUAUACUGCAGCCAAGUGCUCGUCCAGCAUGUCACAAUCCUUGCGCCUUUGAAUUCACCAAACACAGAUGGCAUUAAUCCAGACUCUUCCACGAAUGUGUGCAUCAAUCAUUGCUAUGUAAGAAAUGGUGACGAUGUUAUUGUCAUUAAAAGUGGCUGGGAUGAGUAUGGCAUUUCAUUUGCUCAACCAAGCUCCAAUAUCAGCAUAAGCAACAUCACAGGGGAGACAAGGGGUGGUGCAGGGAUUGCCUUUGGAAGUGAGAUGUCAGGUGGCAUAUCAGAAGUCCGGGCUGUGGGCCUCCGCAUUGUCAACUCCCUUCAUGGGAUCAGAAUCAAGACAGCCCCAGGGCGUGGAGGGUACGUGAAGAAUGUGUACAUAGCAGAUGUGAGCAUGGACAAUGUUUCGAUGGCCAUCAGGAUCACUGGAAACUAUGGUGAACAUCCUGAUGACAAAUAUGACAGGACUGCUCUCCCUGUGAUAAGCAAUAUUACAAUCAAGGAUGUCGUUGGCGUUAACAUUGGCGUUGCUGGUAUAUUGGAAGGCAUUCAGGGGGACAAUUUCAGCAACAUUUGUCUGUCCAAUGUUUCCCUCAGUGUGCAAUCUGCACAUCCAUGGAAUUGUUCACUUAUUGAAGGAUAUUCAAACUCAGUGAUCCCAGAAUCAUGCGAACAGCUCAAAAGCAAUUGUAGACAGACACCCAUUUGCUACGAUGGAAGCGGUUCUUCUGCAAUGCGUGUGCAGCAACCAAGACAUACAUCGAGCACCAGCCGGUUGCUAAAUCCUUUACUGGAGUUGUCUUCAUUUUAG
This is a messenger RNA of Miscanthus lutarioriparius, 1380 nucleotides long. The record is from the annotation of a GenBank genome assembly. Lineage: Eukaryota; Viridiplantae; Streptophyta; Magnoliopsida; Poales; Poaceae.